CAAUUGUUGAUUUUAGUAUAAUUCAUUAACUUACAGCUACAAACUAGAGUUAUACAGGCCUACCUUAAUAAUUAAUAUUUUUCACCUUAUAGUUGCUUUUAACAAUAAACAAUUAUGGAAAGCAUGAAAGCUGUUAAUAUAAAUGGUCUAAUUGAGACUUUUUCAGAACCAUCAGUCCCACUUCUGAAUGGAUAUGUGGUAUACAUGAUGCAAGUUUACAAAAAUACCUCCAUCAACAAAUUGAGUGAACAGUUAGCAUUAGAGCAGCAUCUGGCUGAUGUUGGUGAUGAUGUAGGUUUGAGGAAAGUUUAUAAUGCUGUCAAGAGGUUGAAGAAAGAAGUCAGCCGCCUGAGGUGCACACCAACCCGCAACUGGAAUAGAAUAGUUGAGCUUUUGACACAUCCAUUCUUUGUUCAAGAUGAGAUUGCUGAUAGCGGUAAGGAUAUUGCUGGCCCUUCAGUAUCUGCUGAGGGAAUUUCUAAUGAUUCUUUUAUAACAGGUGAUGAUAAUAUGGUAGUAGGUUCAGCAUGCAUGGAGGAACACAACUAUUGUGUGACAGAUGGAAGUUCAGCUGAUGUAGGUGUGUUCACAGCUACCAGUAUUGACAGCACAUACAGAUUGAGAGCUAGCAAGUGUGCCAGGUGUGUUCUGAGAAAUCAGACCAUACUUCGAUGUAAGUACACUAUAAGUAAACUAAGAAAAGAUGCUAAAACAGUUGAGGCUGUAAAAGUUAAAAGCUUAAGAAAAUCAUUACAGAGAAAACAGACACAGAUCCAGUGUUGGAAGAUAAAAUAUUUCACAGAAAAGAAAAAAAACCAACAGAUGUCGAAGCAGGUAUUGGCUGGUGCUGAAACAGCAGGAAAGGGUAAGCUAUUGAGAAUAUCUCAUAUUAAAUAUGCUAAAUUGCAGGUUAGGUUUCAGAGAACGACUAGACAUCUUCAGCAAGUAAUCAGAGAAUUGAGAGCCAAGAUUGAUAGUGCUAAAUGGGAAAUGGAUAGGCUGAUUGCUGACAAUGACAGAUUAUUGAAGGAGAUAGAUGCUUUAAGAGGAGAAAGGGACAAGAUCUCAGCAAAGAAUGAUAUCCUUCAAGCAGAGAAUCUCAAACUGAUUGAGGAGUUUGACAGGGUCAUUGACGGAAACCACAAUGAUGAUGAGGAGCCAUCAUGUAAGUAUGGAGUGAAGGUAAGGAAAAUUGCUUAUAAAAGUAUAUUAAAGAAUGUCCCUGUUAGGAAUGUCAGCGGGCUUGCAGAAUUUAUUGCGGAAGCUGUUGGGAAAGAUACGCUGAAGAUGCCUCAUUUCACUAGUGUGGCUAGGAUGGGACACGAGCCAGGAGUCCUUGCUUUAAUCCAGGUGGGUGAAGCGCUUCACAAGUGUGAAUCUGCUUGUAUUAGUUUUGAUGCCACAACCAAAGGAAACAAGCACAUUAACACUUUUUCAAUUUCGACAGCACCAUCUGGAGAGAAGUUGGCUGUAUCGACUGCUAGGGUUCCUGGUGGCACGGCUAUUGAUUACGCUAGCCAUAUAAUUUCUUCCAUGAAAGAAGUGGCUUCUGUCUACAGCGACUACACUGGCCUGCCAUUCAUUGAAACAUUCAGCCUGUUCAGGGACAAGUGCACCUGCAGUGUGACAGAUAGGGCGGCUGUGAACACAUGUGUGUUGGAAAUGCUGCAAAAUGAGUUGGAUAUGAAGCUGAUUCAGCUCAACUGCAACAUACACCCGUUAGACGCAGUGGGAUCAAAAGCCAGGGAGUGUCUAGCCAGUUUAGACAGAAAGAUAAAGUUGACAUCUGCUUCAGGGAAAAGUGUCGCAGCUGCAGUGGGUGUAAUAAUGAAUGUUUCAAUGCUCAGAUACAGCCAGCAUGGGAAACCUGCAGCCUUCAAAAUCUACCUGAAAAGGAAUAAAGUAGCUGCUGGAACCUUUGUCCGCUAUGUUGGGAACAGACUGCAUGUGAUGUUCCACAUGGCUAGCGUCAUCGUCCAUCAUAAAAAACUACUACUGGAUUUUGUGACUAGCUAUGGUAAUAACAACAUAUGCACACGGUUGAAGAAGGAUCUGAACCUCAGUCAAGUUCUGGUAGAGCUGCAAGCCCUUGGACUCAUUGGAAAGCUGAUCACCGGACCUUGGAUGAGGCUCAUUUACAAGAAUGCAGUUAAUAUGUCUAAUCUUAGUUUUGCACCUUUGUUCCAGAAGGCUAAACAGGAGAUUAGCAGACUGAAGAAUAAUCCUCGGAAUGUGUUAUCAGUUGACUGUGAUGUAUUUGGUCAGCAUCUAGAGGUCGACAAAACCUUGAUUGCUCUUCGUAAGGUGCAAAAUAAGCUAUUGUUUAUGAAGGUGAUGAAGGCUUUGUUAACUUCUACAGAGGCUGUCCUAGUACGCCAGUUGGACAGAUAUCUGGUUGGAGAUCUGUCUAGCCCCAGUAAUGACAUGUUGGCUGCCACCAGCUCUGCACCACCCAACAAUAUCUUUUCAGAAAGGUGUCUUGGCAUGGCAGACUUCCUUAUUCGGCGUACCCCGAAUGUGUCAGUUGGUUUUCUGGAUUCAAAAUUAAAAGCAGUCACAAAUCACACUAUGGACUGGCUGGACAAAAAACCCAUGCAAGAGCAGGUGAAUCUGGUGACCUUCGCGAUGCAGAGGGGUGCCCUGAUAAGGAAAGCCUGCAAUCUGUUACAGCAUGAAAUAGACUCAGACAUUUUAUCUCGAAUGAAGCAGAUGAAGAAAAAGUUGGAGGCUACGGAGCGCAGAGAGACUGAAAAGUCCAUCUAUGAUGUGUUGUCUCGAUCGAAUGUCUCAGUAAACCAUCCUCUAUUUCGUGGUGUUGACAGAAAGCAGAAACCAUUUUUGUUAAGAAUUUUGGGUGGUGAAGAUCUGCUUGGUGUCCAGCUGACUCACAAGUGGGAGCUAGAUGAUCAGAAAGUGCAUCGCUAUUAUGGGAGGAUUAUUAACAGAGUACCAGCUAAAAAGAACAAAUCUGCUGUCUACACUGUGAGCUACUGGGCACAGGAUGAGGAUGAAGCUGAGGACUUUUGCCUAUCUGCUGAGUCACUAAUAGCUGACUUGAUUAGUAGGGAUCUCUGCUUCACAUCCUAAUCUGCUGUUAAACCUUGAACAGCAGGAUUUUUAACAAUUUUGGAUUUAAAAAAAAUAAGUAUUGUUUCAUUUUAAAUUUGCUUUACUCCUUUGUUAAAUAUUUUUAUUAUGUUUACAAUUACAUGCAAAGAUUGCAAUAUAUGCCAUGCCUUUACAAUAUUAUAUAAUUUGUAUUUUUUCAAAAGUGUGCUAAUUUUAAAAAAAUAUUCUUUGGCUUGAUGGUGCAGCUAGUUGAGGUUUUAUCACAAUAUAUAUUUUUUUAGUUUCGUAAUUGCAUGCAAUGUUUAUAAUUUAUUACUCAUACAGUUUUUUAUUUUGAAAGUUCAUAUGUUUUUAUAUUUCUGCUUGCAGCACUCUGAUGGGCAUUACAUAAUGAUGUACAGUUUUUUAAAAUUAGAUAAGUACUAUUUAUAAUCUACUAUUUUAGUUUGUCAGUUAAGAUUAAUUAUUGAUUUAUUUCCUUACUAGUACUAUUUCUUAUUUGGAAAGUUAAUUUGUUUUGUAUUUCUGCUUGCAGCACUCUGAUGGGCAUUACAUAAUGAUGAACAGUUUUUUUAAAAUUAGAUAAGUAAUAUUUAUAAUCUAGUAUUUUAGUUUGUCAGUUAAGAUUAAUUAUUGAUUUAUUUCCUUACUAGUACUAUUUCUUAUUUGGAAAGUUAAUUCGUUUUUGUAUUUCUGCUUGCAGCACUCUGAUGGGCAUUACAUAAUGAUGAACAGUUUUUUUAAAAUUAGAUAAGUAAUAUUUAUAAUCUAGUAUUUUAGUUUGUCAGUUAAGAUUAAUUAUUGAUUUAUUUCCUUACUAGUACUAUUUCUUAUUUGGAAAGUUAAUUCGUUUUUGUAUUUCAGCUUGCAGCACUCUGAUGGACAUUACAUAGUGAUGUACAGUUUUUAAAGAAUUAGAUAAGUACUAUUUAUAAUUUUACUGUUGCUUAGUUUGUCAGUUAAGAUUUUUUAUAGAAUAUAUUUUAUAAAAAUUGUAUUGGCUAUUACAUUUAGGCAAAUAUGUAACGGCAUGUUUUUAUCUCUGCUUUUAUAUUUAGCUUAUGGUGUUAUAAUUUGAUUCACAAUAUUGUGUAAACAAUCAAAUUAAUUGAUUUUUUUUUUCUAAUGCAGAUUUUAGUAUCUUUUCUUGACUGAUGAUUUUCAUUCAACCUGAUCAUUCUUUAAUUUUCAUCAACUAAAACUUAUUAUAUAAAUCACUUUGUUGUACUCACACC
Physella acuta is the source of this 4304-nucleotide messenger RNA. RefSeq lists its product as uncharacterized. NCBI's taxonomy places the organism in Eukaryota, Metazoa, Mollusca, Gastropoda, Physidae. Gene Ontology annotation, molecular function: 3'-5'-RNA exonuclease activity. The record is from RefSeq and is a predicted model, not a curated record.